AUGGCCUCCACAGCCCCAGCGUGCGGCCUCCCGACCCACACAGCGCCCGCCCCCGACGCCAAACCCGCGGACGAGGCCGGCCUCCACCGCCUGAGACGCCGCCGGCGCCGCCGCUGCAUCUGCAUCUGCGCCCUGGUAACCCUCGGCGUGCUCCUGCUCCUCGGCGCCACCCUCCUCGUCCUCUUCCUCACCGUGUUCCGCGUGCGCGACCCCACCACGCGUCUGCUCUCCACCCGCUUCGUCGGCCUCGCCCCAAGCCUCACCCAGCCCAACUUCACGCUGCUGCUCACCGUGGCCGUGCACAACCCCAACCCGGCCUCUUUCUCCUACGCCUCCGGCACCACCGGCCUCUGGUACCGGGGCGCCCACGUCGGCGACGCCCAGGUCGACCCCGGGCGCAUCCCUAGCAAGGGGGACGGGAUCGUGCAGCUGGAGAUGACGGUGCUCACCGCCAGCUUCACCAAGGACAUGGCGCAGCUGAUCAGGGACAUCGAGGCCGGGUCGCUGCCGCUGGACGCCAGCGCCAGGAUCCCGGGGAGGGUGGCAGUCCUGGGCGUGUUCAAGCUUAACAUCGUCGCCUACUCUGACUGCCACAUCGUCGUCGGCUUCCCGGACAUGGACAUCCGAGGCCAGGACUGCCGCGACCACGCUAAGCUCUGA
Hordeum vulgare subsp. vulgare (domesticated barley) is the source of this 660-nucleotide messenger RNA. RefSeq lists its product as uncharacterized. The transcript has a single exon. Gene Ontology annotation, cellular component: plasma membrane. NCBI's taxonomy places the organism in Eukaryota, Viridiplantae, Streptophyta, Magnoliopsida, Poales, Poaceae. Bases 1 to 660 code for a protein of 219 amino acids. The record is from RefSeq and is a predicted model, not a curated record.